AUGGGAAAGAAGCGGCGCGGCCACCCCGACGUCGAGGAGAUCCUCGGCCGUCCUUGGUGCUACUACUGCGAGCGUGAUUUUGAGGAUUUGAAGCUCCUCAUUUCUCAUCAAAAGGCAAAGCAUUUCAAGUGCGAUCGAUGUGGUCGCCGACUGAACACAGCUGGAGGUCUUUCCGUCCACUUGAACCAGGUCCACAAAGAAAACCUCUCCCAGGUCGAGAAUGCGCUCCCGAACCGACAAGGCCUCGAGGUUGAAAUCUUCGGCAUGGAGGGCAUCCCGGCCGAAAUUCUCGACCAGCACCGCAACCGCAUCAUUCAGAACUUCUACCAGGCGCAGGAGGACAGGCGGGUCGCGACUGGAAACCCCUUGCCUGGCCAGGACAUGAACAACUCUAGGAAGAAGCUCAAGACCGAGUCGCCAGAGGAGCUCAAGAAGCGGUUGGAGGAGUUCCGGGCACAGCGGAAGAAUGGGGGAUCCAAACCUACGGAUUCUGCCAACCCGCCUGCCGCAAACCCGGCGUCUUUCAACCCCUCUUUCCAGCCUUCCCAACCUCAGUACGACCAACAGCCUGGCUUCCCUGGUCAACCUCCAGCAGCGUCCUACGGCUACUCGGCGACCGCGCUCCCUGCACGACCAUCAGGAAACCUUCCCGCUGCGUCCGGACUCCCUCAGCGACCGACUCAAGGUGGAAGCUGGAACGGUCCCGGUGCGGCGACUGGAGCUGCAUCUGGGGAUGACAUUGACCAGCUGAUACGCAUGGCAGAGGCCGGCAUCAAGCCCCCGCAAAAGACCGAGGCCGGAGACGAUGACAAGAAGGGCAAGAAGGACAAGGACAAGAAGACCCGGAUGAUGUACGACGAUGCGGAAAUCAGCCCCGAGGAGAGAAUGGCCGCGCUGCCCCGGUACGUGUUUGCGCCGGAGAUUGCUGCCUGA
Molecule: messenger RNA, 933 nt
Organism: Ilyonectria robusta
Lineage: Eukaryota; Fungi; Ascomycota; Sordariomycetes; Hypocreales; Nectriaceae
Exons: 4
Coding region: 1-933 (310 amino acids)
Cellular component (GO): nucleus
Molecular function (GO): DNA binding
Source: RefSeq, a predicted model, not a curated record